CCGCCUCUAGCUCUCGUUCCUCCCCUCCCAGCUCUUGCCGCACCCCAUUCUACUCUCCCUUCGCCCCUCCCCUCCUUCGGUGGGUGCCGGUCUCACCCCGCACCGCUCCGUACCCUGGUUGCGCCUUCUUGCUCCUCCCCGCCGUGCUCCGCCCACUCGCGCCUUCUUUUCCGGCAAGCGCUGCGGCUGCGUGCACUGCGGAAGGCGCGGAGGGAACAGCAGCUGAUUAGUAAGAGACUGCUGAGAGACGACGCCCCGGAGGAAGCCGAAGGGGGAUGUGUGGCCGUGAUCCUUGGGGAAACUGAGAUCCAGCAGUUCUUACGAUUAGCACAGCGGGGGACAGAGGAAAAGGAAAGAGAGAGGGCUCUGGUCAGCCUUCGUCGAGGCUUGCAGCACCCUGAGACGCAGCAGACCUUCAUCUGGCUGGAGGGCAGCAUGCGGACCUUGGUCGGGCUUCUGACCAGCAACCGAGCCCUGUUGCAGCUUGAGGCCGCUCGGUGCCUUCAUGAGCUCUCUCAUUCUGAGCAGUCUGCGGUGGCUGAGGCCUGCCUGCCAGCCACUUCCUACCUUCUCACCUACCUCUCCGGUCACAGCUCAGAUUUUAUAGAGCUCUGUCUGUAUACACUGGGUAACCUGAUUGUGGAGAGUGAGGCUGUGAGAAGGCAGCUCCUGCCACAGGGCAUUGUUCCAGCCUUGGCUGCCUGCAUCCAGUCCCCCCAUCUGACCGUGCUAGAAGCCCUUGGAUAUGCCCUGUCCCAGCUUCUGCAAGUUAAGGAAGCUCCAGAGAUGAUCAUCCCCUCUGUCUUGGACUCCACUCUCCCUGAGCACAUCCUGCGCCUGUUGCAACCUGGCCCAAAGCUGAACCUUGGGGUUGCUGUGGAAUUUGCCUGGUGCCUGCACUAUAUCAUCUGCAGCCAGGUCAACAAUGCCCUGCUUAUCUCCCAUGGGGGUCUAUCCACUCUGGGUCUGCUGCUCUUGGACAUGGCUGGAGCUGUCCAGAGAACAGAGGAUGCAGGACUGGAGUUGCUGGCAUGCCCUGUGCUUCGGUGUGUAAGCAACUUGCUAACAGAAGCAGCAGUGGAGGUCUUGGGAGGGCAGAAUCAGCUCGAAGAUGACCGUGUUGUGGCGGCCUUAUUUAUCCUCCUGCAGUUCUUCCUUCAGAAACAGCCCAGCCUACUUCCUGAGGGCCUCUGGCUCCUUAACAACCUCACUGCGAAUAGUCCUAGUUUCUGUACCUCCUUGCUCUCCAUGGAUCUCAUUGAGCCCCUCUUGCAGUUGUUGCCAGUUUCUAAUGUGGUGAGCCAAUUGGUGCUCACAGUUCUGUGCAACGUGGCAGAGAAGGGUCCUGCUUAUUGCCAACGUCUGUGGCCAGGGCCCUUGCUCUCCUGCUUGAUUGGUACACUGGCCUUCCCUGACAUUGAAGUAGUAGGCCAGAGUUUAGAGCUGCUGCAGUUGCUGUUCCUCUAUCGGCCAGAGGCUGCUGAGGACUUUCUGCAGCAAUCAGGGCUGCAGGUCAUGGAAAGACACAAAGAGGAGGCACAGCUCCAGGAUCGUGUGCAUGCUCUGCAGCAGUUAGCUCUUCACAGGUGACCUGGCUUUUCCAUAUCAUUCUACUCAUCUCCUCUCUCUGCCCCAAUUUCCUUGCCCAUGGAUCCCCUUUUGAGGGUUUAGAACUAUGAUGAUAACUCAUGCUCUCUGCUCCUAUGUCUAAGCCAAGAUGUUUGAAGCUCAGCUCUUCCUCUGUGAUCCCGCACUGUCCACAUAGGACCAAAUGGAACUUGAUGUGGGCCCCGAGUCUCCCCCCCCCCCCCCCCGCCCCAUUAACAACUGGUGGUUUUUGAUGGACAGAAUAAAGUUUUAUUUUUAUACUAAA
Suricata suricatta (meerkat) is the source of this 1873-nucleotide messenger RNA. It is a transcript of the gene TMCO6, whose product is annotated as transmembrane and coiled-coil domains 6. NCBI's taxonomy places the organism in Eukaryota, Metazoa, Chordata, Mammalia, Carnivora, Herpestidae. The coding region runs from base 436 to 1590 and encodes 384 amino acids. The record is from RefSeq and is a predicted model, not a curated record. The transcript has 12 exons. Gene Ontology annotation, biological process: protein import into nucleus. Gene Ontology annotation, molecular function: protein binding; nuclear import signal receptor activity.